AUGUCACUCUACAGGGUAUUAGGGGGUAUCUACAUAAGCUCUGCAGAGCCCCUUUACGAAGGUUUGGAUAUAAGCAUGGAGCACGGAAUAGAGCAUGUUAUUUCGGUACAGAAACAAAGUGUACCUGAGUCUUAUACCAAAACUCCUUAUCGUCAUCUUCAAAUUCCAGUGGAUGAUGAUGAAACGACUAAUAUAAUAGCAUUUUUUGAGCAAACUAAUCGUUUCAUAUGUUUUGCACUUUAUGGGAAUCCCGACCAGAUACCAAAGACCGCAAAACUAGCCAAGCAUAAAUCUAAGAUUUUAAUACAUUGCAAUGCUGGGUGUUCUAGAUCUCCAGCAAUUCUGGCAGCUUUUCUGAUGAAAUACUAUCAAAUGAGCUUGAAAGUUGCACUUUAUGCAAUGAGACGAGUUAAGCCAAAUGUUCGCCCGAACGAUAACUUUUUACGUCAGCUGAAACUAUACGAAGAGCUACGUUGUCAGGAUAACCCGAAAAUUCUGAGUAGUAUUCCAAUAUACAAGCAAUUGGUAUUGGAACUUGGCUGCAAUAAUUAUGAGGAUAUUCUUGAAUCUGACGACUUAUACGGGGAUGAAGCGACAAAUGUUGACGUAUCGAGUGUUUUGAGGUGCAAGAGAUGUAGGCCUCGCUCAUACGAGAUCCCAUAG
This is a messenger RNA of Ogataea angusta, 663 nucleotides long. RefSeq lists its product as uncharacterized. Gene Ontology annotation, molecular function: protein tyrosine/serine/threonine phosphatase activity. The transcript has 2 exons. The record is from RefSeq and is a predicted model, not a curated record. NCBI's taxonomy places the organism in Eukaryota, Fungi, Ascomycota, Pichiomycetes, Pichiales, Pichiaceae. Bases 1 to 663 code for a protein of 220 amino acids. Gene Ontology annotation, biological process: protein dephosphorylation. Gene Ontology annotation, cellular component: nucleus.